Messenger RNA from Aspergillus saccharolyticus JOP 1030-1, 1847 nucleotides. RefSeq names its product amidase. The transcript is spliced from 7 exons. The record is from RefSeq and is a predicted model, not a curated record. Lineage: Eukaryota; Fungi; Ascomycota; Eurotiomycetes; Eurotiales; Aspergillaceae. Bases 147 to 1781 code for a protein of 544 amino acids.
UGCCUGUCAUGUCUGUUGGGUGUAUUAGUUUCAAUGAUGCCGUGGCUGGUCCGCGGGAAGCCGUGCUAUAAUUGAGUUCACUUCCCCAAUUCCACUUCAUUUCACUUCUUUCUCUUCAUACUCAGCUUCAACCAUAUCCCUGCAACAUGCCGCUCCCCUGGGAGAUUCAGGCCCAGAAAGCCAAAAACAUCCUCGCCAACUCCAUUCCUCAACAAUGGCUCAUCCCCGCAGACAAGCUGCCUCCAGCAGACGAGAAGAACGUCGAGGACUUCCCGCGCAAGAGCGGGCUGUUCUCGGAGCACGAGCUGGCCAUCACUGAGAUGUCCGCCACGGAUUUAGUGCGUGACAUGGGCUCCGGAAAGCUCACGGCCGAGGAGGUGGUCAAGGCAUUCUUGAAGCGUGCCGUGGUGGGACACCAAUUGCUCAACUUUGCAACGGAAUUCCUGGCAGACAGAGCGAUCUCGCGAGCCAGAGAGCUGGAUCAAUACUUCAAGGAUACUGGGAAGCUGGUUGGUCCGCUGCACGGAGUUCCAAUCAGCGUCAAGGAGCACAUCGGGAUCAAAGACCUGACCUGCAACGGCGGCUAUGUGGCCUGGGUCGAUGAUAUUGCCACCGAGGAUGCGCUUCUCUUACAAUGCCUCCAAAAAGCCGGCGCUGUGUUUCACGUCCGCACAAAUCAACCGCAAUCCCUCAUGCAUCUCUGCUGCAGUAACAACUUGACUGGCACGACACUUAACCCAUACAACCGCACGCUCAGCCCGGGCGGGUCCUCGGGGGGGGAGGGCGCAUCCACGGGGUUCAAGUGUGCCCCUUUGGGCGUCGGCACAGACAUCGGUGGCUCGAUCCGCUGUCCCGCUGCAUUCUGCGGCUCGUAUGGUUUCCGUCCGACGGCCCUUCGCAAUCCAAUGCUAGGCAUCAAGGCACCGGAGCCGGGCCAAGAAGCGAUCCGCGGCGUUGUUGGCCCUCUUGCCAGUCAGAAUGUCGCGGAUCUCGAACUAUUUCAGCGGGCCGUUCUCGAUCAAGAACCCUGGGAGAUUGAUACAUCGCUGCCCCCAGUGCCCUGGCGACGCGUGCAGCCUACCAAGGAGAUGACUGUCGGGAUCAUGUGGGAUGACGGUAUUGCUCACCCCCAUCCUCCAGUCACCCGAGCACUCAAGCACGCCAGAUCCAAGCUUGAAGCAGCCGGCGUCAAAGUCGUGGAUUGGGAACCCUACAAGCACGACCACGGCUGGGACAUCAUCUCCAAAAUGUACUUCCCCGACGCAGCCCUCCUCAACCGCAGCAUGAUCACCGCCUCGGGCGAACCCACCCUCCCUCUGACCUCGUGGGCUUUUAAGUAUAGCCAACCUAAUCCCCUCACAAUUGCGGAAACCUGGACCCUGAACACCCAGCGCGAUAUCUACCGUGACGAAUACCAAGCUCUGAUGCGGUCCCGCGGAGUAGACUUCAUUCUCUGCCCGGCGUACGUUGGCGUCGCCGCCGUGAUGGGCGAGAGCCACUACUGGAAUUACACGGCCAUCUGGAACAUUCUGGAUCAACCAGCUGUAGUUUUUCCAAGCGGGCUGUCUGUAGGGAACGAUGAGCUCGAGGAUACAGAAGAGGGAUACGAACCGAGACUGAACGGUGUGGAUGAGCGGGAAUGGAUGAAGUGGAAGGUUACCGGAGCGAAACGGUAUGAGGGCGCACCGGUGGGGUUACAGUUAGUUGGAAAGCAUUUCAGAGACGAGGAGACGUUGGCAGCAGCGAGGUUCGUGAGUGAAGUUCUGCUGCCUGGUAGUUGAGACAUUCAUGUAAUAUGCUGGAUUGUUGCUGGCUAGUUAUUGGUUAGUGCUAUAAACAAAUCCUAU